This is a messenger RNA of Vicia villosa (hairy vetch), 2326 nucleotides long. Its product is annotated as probable galacturonosyltransferase 9. The transcript has 3 exons. Lineage: Eukaryota; Viridiplantae; Streptophyta; Magnoliopsida; Fabales; Fabaceae. Gene Ontology annotation, molecular function: polygalacturonate 4-alpha-galacturonosyltransferase activity. The record is from RefSeq and is a predicted model, not a curated record. Bases 289 to 1965 code for a protein of 558 amino acids.
GAAAGUCAAAAAAAGAAAACAAAAUCAUAAAUAAACAAUCAAAUUGCCAAUAGCUUAGUGUGAACAUGAUGUGAUGGACCCCAUAACCGUUCUUCUAUUCACAAACAUUAACUAGCCCACUUUCAAUUAAUUCUAAUUCUACUACAUUCAAUUCAAUUUCAUACUCUUAUCUCAAUUCUGAAUCCUCCAUUUUGUUCAUUCAAUUCAAUUCUUCAACAACAACAACAAACAAACACUGAAGAAAAAUCACUUUUUUACAUAGUUUCUCUGUUCUUGGAUCUGACACUAAUGGCGGUUUCUUCCAGAGGAACCAGAGGUGGAUCUAACCUCCGUGGCUUCUUCUCUUACCGGAUCUUUAUCUCUGCUAUGUUCUCUCUCCUCUUCAUUGCAACUCUCUCAGUUCUCUUCACCACAAAUCCAUCCACCGAGAAUGAUAACUCUGAUCUUCCUACUACUGGUAAUGCAUAUGUGCAUAGAACAUUUUUGGCAUUGAAAUCUGACCCUCUUAGGACAAGAGUUGAUUUGAUACAUCAACAAGCUAAGGAUCAUAUUUCAUUAGUGAAUGCUUAUGCUGCUUAUGCUAGGAAGCUUAAGCUUGAUAUUUCUAGGCAAUUGAAGAUGUUUGAUGAAUUGGCUGGGAAUUUUUCGGAUAUUUCUUUGAAACCGACUUAUAGAGCGUCGUUGUUUGAGUCGGAUGGUCCGAUUGAUGAGGAUGUGUUGAGGCAGUUUGAGAAGGAGGUUAAGGAUAGAGUGAAGAUUGCAAGGAUGAUGAUUGUUGAGGCGAAGGAGAAUUAUGAUACUCAGUUAAAGAUUCAGAAGUUGAAGGAUACUAUAUUUGCUGUUAAUGAGUCGCUUGCUAAGGCAAAGAAGAAUGGGGCGUUGGCGAGCUUGAUUUCUGCGAAAUCAGUUCCUAAGAGUUUGCAUUGUUUGGCGAUGAGGCUGAUGGGUGAGAAGAUUUCGAAUCCGGAGAAGUAUAGAGAUGAGAAUCCUAGGCCGGAGUUUGAAGAUCCAAGUUUGUAUCAUUAUGCAAUAUUCUCCGACAACGUGAUUGCUGUGUCGGUGGUGGUGAGAUCUGUUGUCAAGAAUGCAGCUGAGCCAUGGAAGCAUGUUUUUCAUGUUGUUACAAACAGGAUGAACGUUGCUGCAAUGAAGGUCUGGUUUAAAAUGAGGCCAGUUGAAGGGGGUGCAUUUUUAGAGAUAAAGUCGGUAGAAGAAUUCACGUUUUUAAAUUCAUCGUAUGUACCGGUGUUGAGGCAAGUUGAGUCAGCAAAAAUACAUCAGCACUACAUUGAGAAUCAAGCUGAUAAGGUAGCAAAUGAUGCACGCGACUCGAAACUUAGAAACGCCAAGUACUUGUCGAUGUUGGAUUACCUUCAGUUUUAUUUGCCAGAGAUGUACCCUAAAUUGCGCACUAUCUUACUUUUAGACGAUGACGUUGUGGUGCAAAAAGACUUGACAGGUUUGUGGAAGAUUGAUUUGGAAGGAAAGGUGAACGGUGCUGUUGAGAUUUGUUUCGGUUCUUUCCACCGAUAUUCACAGUAUGUGAAUUUCUCUCACCCGUUAAUCAAGGAGACCUUCAAUCCAAAAGCUUGUGCUUGGACUUAUGGUAUGAAUAUAUUUGAUCUGGAUGCUUGGAGACGUGAAAAAUGCACAGAACAUUACCAUUACUGGCAGAACAAGAACGAAGAUCAGUCGAUAUGGAAAUCAGGGACAUCAGGGACGCUUCCACCUGGUUUGAUUACCUUUUACUCCACAACCAAGUCACUAGACAAAUCAUGGCAUGUUCUUGGAUUAGGAUACAAUCCUAGUAUUAGCAUGGACGAAAUCAACAACGCUGCAGUAAUUCAUUACAACGGAAACAUGAAACCUUGGCUCGAUAUAGCUCUGAAUCAAUACAAAAAUCUCUGGACCAAAUAUGUGGACAGCGAUAUGGAGUUUGUCCAGAUGUGCAAUUUUGGAUUAUAGUUGAGCUUAUCAUGCAAUCGUUUUCAUAGUCAUAAUCUCGCAAAGAAGCGUCCAAUGUGGCUUACCAAAUUCUUACUGUACUGAGAAAAUCUCAUGUUAAAUGUUGCUUGUCACAGGAAAGUUCUGCAUCUUCGUCAAAGUAUCGUCUAUGCUGGGAAUGCCGUCUGAGAAUUCAUUGUUGAUAAUUUUCAGAUGCUAGGCAAUAAGUUUUAUGAGCUGAAUUUCAAAAUGUAUACGAUAUAGUUUUUUGUGUUUUGAAUUGUUCUCUAGUUUGGAGUAUAUUUAUCAUUUAUUCAUUUGCUGAUAGUAUUGUCAUGACUUCAAUUAAUGAAUAAUGAGAAAGCACUAGCAAUUAUUUAUA